Sorex fumeus (smoky shrew) is the source of this 1029-nucleotide messenger RNA. RefSeq names its product olfactory receptor 18-like. Gene Ontology annotation, cellular component: membrane. Gene Ontology annotation, molecular function: olfactory receptor activity; G protein-coupled receptor activity. NCBI's taxonomy places the organism in Eukaryota, Metazoa, Chordata, Mammalia, Eulipotyphla, Soricidae. The transcript has 2 exons. Gene Ontology annotation, biological process: G protein-coupled receptor signaling pathway. The coding region runs from base 1 to 1029 and encodes 342 amino acids. The record is from RefSeq and is a predicted model, not a curated record.
AUGACCACCAUUGGGUUCUUGAGAAUUGCAGAUGGUGUUGCAAUGGAGAAUUUAACCAAGAUAAUAGGCCCGAUGAUCAAGGCAAGAUGUCUCUGCACCGUGAACCCACACAAUGAAACAGGGGCCGUGGAAUUCCUCCUCCUGGGUCUCUCAGAUGAUCCCAAAAUCCAGCCCCUCCUCUUCGGUCUCUUCCUGUCCAUGUACCUGGUCACCAUCACCGGGAACCUGCUCAUCAUCCUGGCUGUCAGCUCUGACCCCCGCCUGCACACGCCCAUGUACUUCUUCCUCUCUAACUUGUCCCUGAGUGAUAUUGGUUUUACCUCCACCACCAUCCCAAAGAUGAUCUGGGACCUUCACACUCGGCAUCGAAUCAUCCCUCAUGCCGGCUGCCUGGUGCAGUUGUCUGUUUUUGCCUUUUUUGCCUCUUUGGACAGUUUGCUUCUCACCGUGAUGGCCUAUGACCGCUUUGUGGCCAUCUGCCAUCCCCUGCACUACCCCGUCAUCAUGAACCCCCACCUCUGUAACACCCUAGCACUGGGAUCGGUCAUUGUGACUCUCUUGAAUUCCCAGGUGCACUGUUGGAUGAUGCUACCACUGACCUUUUGCACCCGUGUGGAAAUCCCUCACUUCUUCUGUGACCCCCCUCAACUCCUCAGGUUCGCCUGUGACAAUAUCUCCACCAAUAACCUAUUAAUAUAUGUUAUUGGUGCCAUCUUUGGUGGCAUACCAUUCUUAGGGAUCCUGUACUCUUAUACAAGAAUUGUGUCCUCUGUUUUGAGAGUCUCGUCCACAGUGGGGAGGUCCAAAGCCUUCUCCACCUGUGGCUCUCACCUGUCCGUUGUUUGCUUAUAUUAUGGAACGGGUCUUGGGGUGUACCUCAGCUCAGCUGUGUCCCAUUCUCCCAGGAAGGGGGCAGUAUCCUCAGUGGUGUAUACAAUGAUUGUCCCCAUGCUGAACCCCUUCAUCUAUAGCCUUAGAAACAAGGACAUCAAAAAGGCCUGCCAGAAGCUUCUCAAUAAGACAGCAUAA